UCUCAUCCCAAAUCUAGAGCUGUAUCUUGCUCAGUCCUCAAGCUGAGCCGUGAGUCUGCAAUCAUGAUGGCAGAUCCGUUUGAAGUACGCAUGCGCUUUACCGCGCAGCUACAACACUUGAAUGCCUCAAUCACUUCCUCCCAGAAAGCCGCACACUAUGCGCUCAAAUACCGCGACAUGGACGAGGAUCUUCACUCAUGUAUUCUAGAACAGCUCGAAAGAAAUAAUAUGAACAACAGAGCUAAUAUCAUGUAUUUCAUCGAACAAUUCUGCGAAAUGGCCACGAAGGAAGACCACGCUCCAUACGUCCGCAUGAUACAGAGGGAUAUCCUACGCGUAGUGGAUGCCGUUGCUCCACCGGAUGGCUCGGGGGCUGCAAAUGUGAAGCAUGUUCGGCGGGUUCUGAACGGGCUACAAAGCAAGGAAAUCCUCUCUGCGGAGACGGUGGCGGAGAUCGAUGCCGGUCUAAAAGAACGUGAAACGCACCCAGCGCAUCUUGAUCUGGAGGCUGACGAGGGGGUGGAAGCAAAGAGCGGGACUCCGCGGGGCUCCAGGGGGAGUGUUCGUGUCGACAAGAGGCAGAUUGAGCAGAGAAUCGAAGAAGACCGUGAGCGAAACAAGCGACUACGAGAGAGUAUGUGGACAGUUAGCGGCGAUGAUGGUGACGAGCUCGGGAAGUUUUGGGAAGAAACCAGUGAUAUUGGCGAAGACGAUUUCCUGGCUGCGAAUGAGGAGCUCAUGGAGCGCCGGCAGAUGGUUGGUACGAAGUGAAGGUGCUUUCAUUAGCUUCUGUGAUUUUGCGCCCUGGCAUCGGUCUUUGGUUUUAUUGAACAAGGAUCAUUGUCCUCGUUGACUAAGCGCUUUUGCUUGGGUUUGGUGAGACAAACAAAGUCUGGCAGUCUAACGGUUUUGAAAAGUAUGUGCACCUGGUGUUUGGUUUGGCGUUUACAUUUUUCUACUGCCUGGGUCGUGGGUAUGGAUGAUACCAUUUACUUGAAUUGCAUAUAGGAUACCAUAUCCCAAUUGAUGAUUUCUCGUGCAGA
Messenger RNA from Aspergillus alliaceus, 1043 nucleotides. Its product is annotated as CTD kinase subunit gamma. The coding region runs from base 64 to 771 and encodes 235 amino acids. Gene Ontology annotation, cellular component: CTDK-1 complex. Gene Ontology annotation, biological process: positive regulation of DNA-templated transcription, elongation; positive regulation of transcription by RNA polymerase I. NCBI's taxonomy places the organism in Eukaryota, Fungi, Ascomycota, Eurotiomycetes, Eurotiales, Aspergillaceae. The transcript has 2 exons. The record is from RefSeq and is a predicted model, not a curated record.